GAGCACUGGAAGAUUGCUUCGAAUAGGUUUGAACUCAUCACGUGGUUCGUGUCGGGCUGAAGAAAUCACAAUUAAACCUUGUGAUAAUCUGCAUACAAACAAGCAUCUCAAAUAUAUUCACCACAAAUAAAUACCUUUAGUACAGCCACACGCAUAAUUAAAAUAAAAAGUUGUCUUCAUAAUACAAAGUCAAGAAUAAUGUCCUCCUUAUGGCGCCGAAUACUCCCCCAACGCGUGGCCAACACCGGCUCCCAAUUACGCGACCACCAAGCCAACGAGCGCACCUUUCUCUCCUGGACCCGCAUGGGCCUGGGCUUCGCAGCUAUGGCUCUCGCCCUCGGCCGUCUGGAUGCAGUCGACCGCAUGCUGUCCUCCGCCCUGUCCAGCAGCAAACUGAACCUAGUCGUUGGGUCGGACAACAGCACAGCCACGAUCGCAGCCACUCCUGCGCAGCCAGGCGGUACCAGCCACAGCAACAGCCAAGAACAUUCAGGCAGUUUAUUAUUUUUCGACCACAACGGCGGAUUUUCUGCUACGACUCUCUGUCAAGCCAUUAGUGUCUGGUCGUUCGGGUAUGGUAUUUUUCGAUAUCUGUCGGUCCGCAAGAGCUUGCUCAAGGGACAGUUCACACCAGCCAUCUGGGGGCCUGUGCUUAUGACGUCUGGAUGUUUGGGGGUGUUUGGGACUAUGGGCAUGUGGGUUGAACAGAAGAAUGCGGCAAGGAGGUCGAAACGUGAUUCGUGAUCGUUAGUGGCAUACGGAACUAUCUGUGCGUCAUGGAAUGACGGUUUGUAUAUAGUAUUGAAUUCGGAUGACCUGGCGGUCCUGGGAGCACCGGUUACAACCAACUAGAGAUAGAUAUACAUCCUCUGAGAAAGAUUCGUGUGAAUGAGGAAAGUCGGACAUAUAAUGAUAGACUGUACAGUAACAAUGAGUCACCUCUCCGAAAGCGAUCAUGUUGUCGGUG
Aspergillus pseudonomiae is the source of this 967-nucleotide messenger RNA. RefSeq lists its product as uncharacterized. The record is from RefSeq and is a predicted model, not a curated record. Lineage: Eukaryota; Fungi; Ascomycota; Eurotiomycetes; Eurotiales; Aspergillaceae. The transcript has a single exon. The coding region runs from base 199 to 744 and encodes 181 amino acids.